This is a messenger RNA of Rana temporaria (common frog), 1056 nucleotides long. Its product is annotated as protein kinase C delta type-like. Bases 45 to 995 code for a protein of 316 amino acids. Gene Ontology annotation, biological process: protein phosphorylation. Lineage: Eukaryota; Metazoa; Chordata; Amphibia; Anura; Ranidae. Gene Ontology annotation, molecular function: protein kinase activity; ATP binding. The transcript has 6 exons. The record is from RefSeq and is a predicted model, not a curated record.
UGGCUGCCACCCACCAUGCCAGUAACCAACUGGUGGCAGUGAAGAUGGUCAGCAAAAAGCUUCUAAUUAAGGACGACCCGGCUUCCGUCCUGAUCGAGAGGAAGGUCCUGGAGAUGGUUGAGAGCAGCAUUUACUGUACUCACCUCUAUGGCGCCUUUCAGACAGACAAUUACUUAUUCUUUGUAAUCGAAUACCUGAGCGGAGGAGAGCUGAGGAAGAUGAUAACCAACAAACAAACAGUUUCCAUCACCAACAUCAGACACAUGGCAGUGGAGCUGCUUUGCGGUUUGCAGUUCCUACAUUCCAAAGGAGUCGUGCACAGGGACCUAAAGCCUGAAAACAUCCUUCUAGAUGAGAAAGGUCACGUGAAUAUCGCAGACUUUGGUCUGGCCUUGACCAACAUGACUGGGAACAAGAAAGAGACGGAACGCGCCGGAACAGACCGUUAUAUGGCACCAGAGGUCCAUGAAUCUAAACCAUAUGACAGAAUGGCAGAUUAUUUCUCUCUGGGAAUAAUUCUGUUUGAAGUGGACUUCAAAUAUCACCCAUUCUACGUUGGCGAGGACAAUGACAAGGUGAAGAAAUCCAUACUCCAGGAUGAGCCAUGUUAUCCAGAAGAGGCCAACCCUAAUCUCCUGGACUUACUGGCAAAGCUCCUGCGCAAAGACCCGAAGACCCGCAAAAAGGAUGUUGCCAACAUAAAAGACCACCCAUUCUUCAAUGGAAUAAAUUGGGAAGAGCUCCAAGUGAAGAAGCCUCCCCCCCAUUUCAUAUACAUAAGAAGAACCCCGAAACCAUACAAAAAAAUAAAAUGGAGCUGGAAGAAAUCACAGACCAAACAAAGUCUGUUAAAGCCAAGGAUCAGGAAAAGUUUGUUGGUUUUUCUUUUGUCAGCGACAAAUGGAGAACCUUGUAGAAAGGAAAUGAAAGACCUCAUAAACCAAGAAGAUAUUUUAUCUAAGGAACAUGGCAACCAGGAACAGAUCCACUGCUGAAUCGGAGCUGAUCAGGAUGGACAUUAGCUUUUAACUUCAAUGCCUGUUCAGUUUUUUAAGG